AUGUCAGAACCACGAAUCCAGGAUUAUACAGUAGGAUGGAUAUGUGCUCUGCAGGAAGAAUACCACGCCGCAACUCGAAUGUGUGAUCAACGGUUUAGUGGGGUGAAAGAAAACGAGAUACACGACGAGAACACUUACUUUUACUGCCGUAUUGGUGGGCAUAAUGUGAUAAUUGUAUGCUUACCGUAUGGGCGCUACGGCACCAGCGCUGCUGCUACCACGGCAAGAGAUAUGGUUCGAUCGUUCCCAAGCUUAAAAUUCGCAUUGAUGGUGGGAAUCGGAGGCGGUGCACCAACACCAAAAAAUGAUAUUCGUCUUGGUGAUGUUGUCGUGGGAGUCCCAAAUGGAAAAUGCGGUGGCGUUGUACAAUAUGAUUUUGGAAAGCGGUUAUCGAAUGGCUUGUUCCAGCAGUCUGGCCAAUUGAAUGCUCCUCCCGGGGUUCUUCUCAAAGUUAUUCCCGAGAUGAUACGGCUUCAUCAGGACCCUCUGGAGCUAGAUGGAAUUGCUAAACAUAUCAGUUUGAUGGAUGAUAUGCCGGAGUUUACGCGUCCGAGCGAGGACAAACUAUAUCGCUCGAGCUACCAACAUGUAUCAGGGAAGAUAUCGAUGGGGGGUUGCGAUGAGUGUGCUGAUGACGAAUUAGAGGAACGUCCAGUCCGUCAAAGAAAACGAGCGGUCACAGUUCAUUAUGGCACCAUUGCAUCCGCUAACUCAGUUAUGAAGGAUGCAGUGGAAAGAAAUAAGUAUGCUGGUUCUGAAUCAAAUAUUUUAUGUUUCGAAAUGGAAGCGGGGGGUUUAAUGAAUAAUUUCCCUUGCCUUAUAAUUCGAGGCAUCUGCGACUAUUCAGAUUCACACAAAAACGAUAACUGGCACAACUAUGCCGCUCUUGCCGCUGCUGCAUAUGCAAAAGAGCUCUUAUGUGUGUUAACGCCAGAGAAAAUAGCUCCUUUAGAACCAUGGAAUGGGGUUCAUAUAGAAAAGCUUCUUGGAGAGCUUCAUAGUGAAGUUUCGGGGAUCGCGACGAAGGCUGAACUUAUCAAUAGACGCCAACAAAGUCAAGAAGAAGAGAAGAUGCUAAACUGGCUUACCCUUAUCGACUAUGCUCCGCGACAGAGUGAUCACAUUGGGAGACGAGGGCCCGAGACUGGUCAGUGGUUUCUAGACUCGCAUGAGUUUCAGGAAUGGCACCGACUUCGUGCAGAAACACUGUUCUGCCCAGGUAUACCUGGAGCAGGGAAAACAAUCCUCUCAUCGAUUGUCAUCAAUUAUCUUCUUGAAGAACACGACAAAGACCCCACAAUCGGGGUAUCUUAUAUUUACUUUGAUUUCCGUCGAGGAGGCGAACAAAAAAUAGAUAGUCUGCUUUUGAGCUUGCUUAAACAAUUGGCUCAGACACGUCCACGCUGUUCACCAGAUGCAGUGGAAGAUCUAUACUUCAAACAUCAAAAGCCCAAGACAAGGCCAUUACAGAAUGAGGUUAUAAAAGCCCUUCGAUCUGUAGUCGCCUUGUAUACGAGAGUUUUUUUUAUUGUGGACGCACUCGAUGAAUGCCAAACCGAUGACGACUGCCGCACAAAACUUCUGGAAGAAUUACUUGAUCUCCAGAGUGAGUCUGGUGCUAACAUUCUUGUAACCUCUAGACCCAUCCCUGAGAUCGCGGGCGAGUUCAAAGAAAGCAGGAAACUGAAAAUAGAAGCCCACAGUGAAGACAUAAAUAGAUACUUGAAUGGCCGUAUGCGAGAGUUACCUCGAUUUGUUGCGAAAAAUUCGGAUUUGAAGGAAGGAAUCAGAAAAUCUAUCAGUGGAUCAGUAGAUGGGAUGUUCCUCCUGGCUCGACUGCACAUGGACUCAUUGAUAGGGAAAAAGUCCGUUGCAUCCAUUAAAAAGGUGCUUUCCCGAUUAUCAGCAGGACAUGGGUCUUAUGAUCAGGCAUAUGAUGACGCGAUGGAAAGAGUCGUCGGGCAGCGAACCGACCAUGCAGAGUUGGCAAAACAAACUCUCUCCUGGAUCGUAUGCUCUAAAAGACCAUUGAAUAGCUCGGAACUACUACACGCCCUAGCAGUCGAGAUAGAUGAUACGGAAUUCGAAGAAGAAAAUAUUUCUGAUAUUGAAUUUAUUGUUUCCGUUUGUUGUGGACUCGUCACUGUUGAAAGGGAGAGCGGCAGAAGGUCUGACAACCAAAGCGGCAUGGUUCGUCUAAUUCACUAUACCACACAAGAAUACCUCCAACGCGAGAGAAUGAAAUGGUUCCCAAAUGCGGACGCAGAAAUUUUGACAGUUUGUACGACAUAUUUAUCGUUCUCCGCUUUUGGUAGUGGAUUCUGUUCGUCCGAUAGCGAAUUCAAACUUCGCAUGCAACUAAACCCGCUUUACGACUAUGCUACGAGAAAUUGGGGACACCAUGCCCGCGAUAUGUCGGCAGCUGCGAAUUCUCAACCCGUCAUAAAGUUCCUCAGGUCCGCAUCAAACGUAGAGGCGGCAGCUCAAGCAGUCUUAACUGAACGUAUAAGAGAAGGGUACCCGGAGUUUCUGGAACGGGGAGUUACUGGCCAUGGCUAUAGCCAACGCGUUCCACGGGGGGUGACUGCACUGCACUUGGCGGCAUAUUUCGGAGCCAAUAAUAUAGUAAACUCCCUACUAGCUGAAUACAACCCGGAUAUAGAAGACAGCUACCAGCAGACACCAGUUAUAUAUGCUUCACGAUACGGAAAUGUGACUAUUGUCACGCUGCUGCUCGCGAGGGGAGCCGAUCCCGAGAAAAGGGAUAUGUAUGGCCGAACUGCGCUGCUGUGGGCUUCGAAAAAUGGAUAUGAGCUCAUAGUAGAUCGACUUCUUCAAACUGGCAGGGUUCAAGUCGAUGCAGAAGAUAAAUAUGGAUUGCAAUCUCUGCAUUGGGCAGCCUGGGGAGGGUAUGAGAAAGUUGCUUCACUUUUGUUGAGCUACGACGCGGAUACAGAGACAGGGGCAAAAAAUGGCAUCACCCCGCUCGUCCUUGCUGUCGAGGGAAACUCGGAGGCGGUUGCCAGACUAUUAUUCCGAAAGGGAGCCCAACCGAACUUCGAAUAUAGGAUCGAGAUCGUUUAUAAGCCAUUGCAUCGAUCCUAUAAUGACUUGCGGGAAAGCACCUCGGACGAUCCAACCCUUCGAGGGUUUGGAUAUCUGUUUGGCCGAAGAGAGGGGGAUGAAGAGAAGGUCAUGGAUCUAGAAACACACGUGUUUUAUGUCUAUCAGACAUUAGAUAUAUCGAUGCGGGUUAAGGCCUACAUUAAUUUUGCUUGGUCGAGGUUUGUCGCUAGUGGAACUACGACUACAAGAACACCACUACUCCGGGCUGCUGAGAAGGGAUUAGACGGGAUAUUGGACAUAAUAGAGGAAAGUGGUGUUAAAGUUAGUUCAGCCAAUGAUAUCUACCGAUUAAUAACUUUGGAGUCUUUCUUCUUCAGUAUUGAUGCCGCCAAGAAGCUUCUAACCCGCGGCGCUAGAGUCUACGGAAUAGCAGAACUUGACCCUGUAUUCUUAGCAGUCGCUUCCGGCUCCAAAGAAGAAGCGAUACGCUUAUUAAACAGUGGGAGAAAUGUCAAUGUUAAGUGUGCAGGAUACAAUUUGACGCCGUUGGAUGCAGCAGUUUAUAAAAGGGACGCUGGAUCGGUUAAAUUGUUGGUGGAAAACGGUGCAAUAUGCACAAACGACCCAAUAGAUCUUCAUGGACGGACGCUACUGCACCAAGCGGUACAAAUAACGAGUACAGAAAUCAUUCAGCUGCUCAUCGAUCAUGGCGCCAGUGUCGAUAUUCAAGACGACAACCAUCGUACGCCACUAUUUCUAGCUGCGGGAGAGGGCAAAAAGGAAGUAGUCGAACUAAUGUUGCGAAAUGGUGCAUCAAUAGACUCAAGGGAUAUAAAUGGAAAUACAGUAUUGUUUUUUGCUAUCUUCCGAGGGAAUCAGGAAAUGAUACAGUUCCUACUAGACCAUGGCUCCCAAAUCAACUUAAAAAAUAAGAAUGACUUUACACCGCUUUUUUUUGCUAUGUGUCAUGCUUCCAACGAGGUAGUGGAGCUACUAUUGAGGAAUGGCGCCGACGUUCACCUUCCUGCUUUGGAGGGCUGGACACCGUUUGAAUAUGCAGCAUCUUGCGGAAAGACGGCGCUUUUAAAGCUCAUACUCGCAGCUGGGGAUGUUGAACUAGACCGUAAAGAUAGUUACGGGUCGACACUGCUAUCAAUAGUAGUUAGAAAGGGGUAUGAAGAAGUGGUUAGGAUGCUUCUUGCAACUAAUGCCGUGAACCUACAGAGCGAAGAUGCAUUUGGUAGGAGUAUCAUAUGGUGGGCGAAGAGGCAGGGACAUCACAAUAUAGCGCACCUUCUAAUUGAAGAUGCGAAGCGCACAGGAAUAAUAUUGCCUGACAUGGACGUACCUCUGAGAAACCGGUAUGGACUUGAUGAGGGCCGUAGGGGUUGCGAUGUUUGUCGUCUGGAUAUUUUAAAAAACUCUGCUUUUUACCACUGUAGAAGUUGCGCUGACGGGGACUUCGAUCUUUGUCUUGAUUGUGUUGAAGUCGGGGCCCAUUGCUUGGAUGAAUCACACGAAAUUGUAAGAAUGGACGAAUCUAACUAG
Molecule: messenger RNA, 4614 nt
Organism: Orbilia oligospora ATCC 24927
Lineage: Eukaryota; Fungi; Ascomycota; Orbiliomycetes; Orbiliales; Orbiliaceae
Exons: 3
Coding region: 1-4614 (1537 amino acids)
Biological process (GO): nucleoside metabolic process
Molecular function (GO): catalytic activity; protein binding
Source: RefSeq, a predicted model, not a curated record